CAUUGCACCUCGCAAUCUGGGGGAAAGGGGUGAGAUAGGAUCCCAGUGUGUCAGUGCACCAGUUCCCCCGCAGUCUAAGCCUAUAGCAGUCACAUUUUGUCCUCAAUUUCUCACUGAGACUUAAAGGUUUGAACUUUUGCACAGAUGGUUUUUAAGUUUUUAGGUUACACCAGUCCUUAAAAAAAAGCAGACACACCUACCAUCAGCUCAGGCUGUGUGCGAGGUGUGACUGCACCUUCUGAGGGUGGGACUUUACACCUGGCUCCAAAUCAGUCCCAGACCUGUUUUCAGAGGACUCGCUGCCAUCCUGUGUGUGUGACUGAGACGACACAGCCGCCAACAUGCCUGACACUGCAGAGUCGCACCUGGUCACCCUCACCACCAACCGCAUCUGUGUCAUCGAGAUCAAGAAUGACAGCACUAUGUACUGCCUCUACAACCCAAAGGUGCACAUGGAAAGCGGCUUCAGCCACAGCCCUCCCACACCCACCCUGGGCAUCACCAAGACCGAAGUGUGCUCCUUCACCAAGGACGACAACACGGCCUCAGGCGCCGUGGGCGUCCUGACCUACGAGCUGUUCCACAUGCGCGAACGCAAAUCCCCCGAGAUGAUGGCCAUCAUGUUCUCCGUGCCCUACGACUACAACUUCUACCAGAACUGGCUCGGACUCGGCGUCUUUGAGAGUUCGGUAGCCACCGAUCACGAGCUGUUCGACCAAAUGUACAAGAGCAAGGAUUUCACCAACUUUGUGCGCUACAAGUCGGACGGCUCGGGGAUCGUCUUCAAGGGGAAGAGUCUGGAUCUGAGGGCCUGCAUGUCUGAUGAGGGCAGGGCGAUUGUGAAGUUGGAACUGUUUGACAAGAUGGGCAGAUGAGUCUGUUUGUAACUCUGAAAAUAAAAUGUUGAGCACCUAAAUGUGUGCGCUUAUAUGGAAUGAAUUGUCAAAAACGAAGAUUUAAGUAAAUAAAAACACGAUUAUUUGAA
This is a messenger RNA of Notolabrus celidotus (New Zealand spotty), 985 nucleotides long. RefSeq names its product bryoporin-like. The coding region runs from base 342 to 875 and encodes 177 amino acids. The transcript is spliced from 3 exons. Lineage: Eukaryota; Metazoa; Chordata; Actinopteri; Labriformes; Labridae. Gene Ontology annotation, molecular function: channel activity. Gene Ontology annotation, cellular component: pore complex. Gene Ontology annotation, biological process: cytolysis in another organism; pore complex assembly; monoatomic cation transport. The record is from RefSeq and is a predicted model, not a curated record.